AUUUAUAGGUUAGUUAAAAAGCCCGGUUUGAAAUUUAUCUGUCUAUCUACUUUCAUACUUAAAUAAUAAUGAUUUCUGUCUCUGAAGAAAAAAUAAAAGCUAUAGGCGGUGUUUUAAAUGAUCAAACAAGACCGUUAAAGGAAAGAUUUAGAGCUUUGUUUACAUUGAAGAAUAUUGGUGGAAAAACGUCUAUUGACUGCAUAAACGAGUGUUUUAGUGAUCCUUCUGCUCUUUUAAAACAUGAAUUGGCAUAUUGUUUGGGUCAAAUGCAAGAUGCACAUGCAUUACCUAUUCUUGUCAGUGUUUUGGAUAAUGAGUUGCAAGAGGAUAUUGUGAGGCAUGAAGCAGCUGAGGCUAUUGGAGCGAUUGGAACCCUGGAGGAUGCCAAGCUAAAAGAGCUAUUGCUGAAGUAUAAGGAUGAUCCAGUGGUGGAAGUGGCAGAGACUUGUCAGCUGGCUCUGCAGAGGAUGGAGUGGUUUGAGUCACACCCAAAAGAGAGAGUGAGUCCGUUCAACUCGGUAGACCCGACGCCUCCCAGCACCACGACCGACGUGGCUCAGCUCCGGCAAGUGUUACUGGACGACAACGAGACUCUGUUUAAUCGGUACCGAGCGAUGUUCGCGCUCAGGAAUAUUAACAAUGAGGAGAGCAUCUUGGCCCUGUGCGAAGGUUUAAACUCCGGAGGCAGUCUGUUCCGUCACGAGGUGGCAUUCGUGCUCGGUCAGCUGGCAGAACCUAGGAGUGUUCCAGCAUUGACCGAGGCUCUGGAAGACCUCAGUCAGCAUGAGAUGGUGAGACAUGAAUGUGCCGAAGCUCUGGGAGCUGUAGCCUCGGAGGACUGCCUUGGCGUGCUGCGGAAAUACCUCUCAGAUGACAAGCGUGUGGUGAGGGAGAGCUGUGAGAUAGCACUGGAUAUGUGCGAGUAUGAGAAUAGCCCAGAGUUCCAGUAUGCAGACACACUGCUGAAAGUUUAAGAAUCUCGAUUUGUUAUCUUUAUAUUAUAUAAUAUAUAUAUUUGUAAAACAGUAUUUGUACAACAAUAUGUAAAUAUACAUAUAUUUUAGGA
Messenger RNA from Homalodisca vitripennis (glassy-winged sharpshooter), 1066 nucleotides. Its product is annotated as deoxyhypusine hydroxylase-like. Gene Ontology annotation, molecular function: deoxyhypusine monooxygenase activity. NCBI's taxonomy places the organism in Eukaryota, Metazoa, Arthropoda, Insecta, Hemiptera, Cicadellidae. Gene Ontology annotation, biological process: peptidyl-hypusine biosynthetic process. The record is from RefSeq and is a predicted model, not a curated record.